AUGAUCUUAUCGCAGUACUUCAGUGAGACAACCGUCACACCAGGAGUUGACGUAAACUUUCAAUGUACUGUGAGCGGACCGCAUCCAUCAAAACUUGUGUGGGAGAGAGACGGUUUGGUUAUAUCUUCCAACACUGAUUCGAGGUACAGCAUAGGUCAAACAAUGACAGCGGAUGGGAGCGUAACCACGCAACUGAACAUAUCACACGCGAGGGUCGAAGAUGGAGGACUUUUCUCCUGUGUCGCUCAUCACGCCGACAACAGCAUAGCUCACCAUGACAGACUUAAUGUAUACGGUCCUCCGUAUAUAAGAACUCUGCCGCCACUGAAGGUUCAAAGCGGCCAGAGCGUGACACUUCGCUGCCCCUACUAUGGGUACCCAGUUAGAGAAAUCGCCUGGGAAUUCAAAGGGAAAGAAAUAAUAGCGGACACAACGACACAAACAAAUCGCUUCAAAAGAUUCACGAACCACACGAGCUUCAGUAAAGAAAUUUACGGCCGAAAACCGAAAUUAAGAGGCAGAAGGCAAUCCCCGACAAUAACUGAUGGGAUCCUCAAGAUACCAAAAGUUUUUAAGAACGACAACGGUGCUUUGUACUCGUGUAUAGUGAAGAGUCCGUCUGGCGAAAUGGCCAAGAGGUCCUUUGAACUGCUUGUGGUUGAGGCUCCUCAGCUAGAAGAAAUCAUGCUGGCUCCAGACCUUCACGAAGGCCAAAUAGUCCAGAUACACUGUAAUCUAAAAAGCGGUGAUUCACCCGUUUAUUACUCUUGGCUGAAAGAUGGAAAGAAGAUACCUGUUAGUCUAAAGAUCGUCGAAAGAAGUCUGGAAGUUUUCAGUGUACUCAUAAUCAAGAAUGUGUCUUUGGAACACUGCGGGGCAUACACGUGCGUAGCCGCCAAUCACGUCGCCAAAGUAAACAAAACGGUCAACUUGUACAUAAAAGUCGCACCGAAGUGGAAUGAAGAGCCGCAGAACACUUCGCUAUUGCUCGGUAGAAACGGUCACGUAUGCUGUAGCGCCAACGGAUACCCUGAGCCUCAAACGCAUUGGCUCAAAAAAGACAUUGUAUCCGAAACUUGGAGACCAGUCUUGGAAAUAGCCGGCGGUGGUGUAUUAAGCUUGUCAAACGGAUCUUUGAUCUUUGAUUCGGUGGCUCUCUCUGACGCUGGUUUGUAUAAUUGUCAUCUCGAGAAUGGUGUUGGGGAGCCACUUAGCAAAACCAUUUGGAUAUCUGUCAAUAAACCGGUAACUUUUGAGGCGGCCUCAAGGAAUUUGACGGCGAAGCUUGGUCAGCAAGUUUCAAUAGAAUGUUUAGCAAAAGGUGACGAUCCUAUUAGAAUCACUUGGACCAGAAACGGGAAGCCAAUCAAUCCACUCACUCAAAGGGUUAGAAUAUCUGAAGUGAAGACAGAUGAUGGAGUAACUAGCGUACUUGAGUUGAUACAAACUGAGACGACAGAUGAUGCCUUAUAUCAGUGCAGAGCUGGGAAUCCGUAUGGAGCCGACGUGUUUAGCGUUCACCUAACUAUCUUAGAACCUCCAGCUCCACCGACGGAUUUAUCCGUAGACUUUGUAAAGAGUAGAUCCGUAAAGCUGUCUUGGAGGGACAGCGCAAGAUCUUUAGCUCAGUUUUACAGUUUACAAAUCGGUAACACGCAGAGAUUAUCUUGGGGUACUGCAAGAGUUAUUAAUGUUACCAGGUUAGAUGAAAUCCGGCACGCGAUUGAGGUUGUAGACCUCACACCGGCUACCGGCUACAGCGCUCGUGUUGCUGGAGGAAAUCAGGCGGAUCUCAGUCACUAUUCACUUCCAAUACGAUUUACUACCACGGAAGAAGCACCAUCCUCGCCACCACUAGGAGUUCAGUUAGAACAGACUGAUUCACCAGGGGAGUUGAUGGUCAGAUGGCUCCCACCACCAGCUGAUUCUCACAACGGACAAGUUUUAGGAUAUCGAUUGAGAGCCGUUCCACAAAUCAGUGGACUCAAAGAGAACGAGGAAAAAAGUGACAAGACAAUCAAAACUGCGUCUUUGUAUGCAAAGCAAGAAACUAUCCUAUCUGGUCUGCUAAAAGGCGUGAGGUAUGCGGUCUCAAUAGCGGCCUACAACAACGCAGGCACUGGCCCUUUUUCGGUGCCCUUAUUUCAAGAUACAAGAGAAGGAGCCCCAGAAGACGGUCCAACAUCAGUGGAGUGCGGAGGGGUGACAUCUACUGCUUUGAGGGUCAGCUGGCAACCCAUCCCACCUCACAAGCAAGCCGGAGCUCUUAUAGGGUAUAUAGUACUAUAUGCCGUUCAAGGACGACAUUGGCUGAAUUCCACAUCCCUAGUGACGGAACUGCGUCUCCAAGGUUUGCUCAAAUACACCAACUACAGUAUUAAAGUGGCCGGAUUCUCGAACUACGGACUUGGCCCGUUUUCAUUCCCAAUUAUCUGCUCCACCUUACAAGACGUGCCUGAUGCACCAGCUGAAAUUAAAUUACUCUCCCAAUCAUCCGCCACUCUGCUCGUCAGCUGGAAGAAGCCAAAACAACCUAAUGGACGGCUGCUGUACUAUACAGUUUACUGUAAGGCUACUGCCAGUAACGAUGGACCUCAACAAAUCCGAGUCGAUGCCCAAACAAACUCGGAAGCUUAUGAGAAAUCACAAACCUUAGAGUUGAAAGGCCUCGUUGAAGGUCGGCAAUACGAUGUAUGGGUCACGGCCAGUACUGCAGCAGGAGAGGGUCCGGAGACCAGAAGAGUUACAAGUACUCCAUUACAAAGAGUGGUGGCAGGAGUGGCUUCUCUAGGAGGAGAAAUAACAGUGGCAGUAAGAAACUCCCUGCUUUUGGAGUGUAAAAGCGUCGGAUCGCCCCCGCCGAGGAAAGUUUGGUAUCAUAACCAGAACAUCAUCACUCACCAUCCAAGGUUCACGAGGAAUAGAGAUGACAGUUUAUUGAUCAAAAGUAUAGACCAAGCUUUAAGUGGUAAUUACACAUGUCUAGCCAAAAACCUGUACGGCUCGGAUUCGGUUGUGUAUACAGUAAAAGUUCUACCCCUACCUGAUCCUCCAGCUUUACGGGCCACCCCGUACAAGGAUUACAUUGUACUAGAAUGGGACGAGACGAAGGAUCACGAGAACGAAUCUAGUUAUGGAGUCAGUUACAAUUUGACUUGGCGUGAAGUCGAAGGUCCUUGGCAAGAAGCUUGGCCGGCAGCAAGGGAAACCAGAAUUAAUGGCGUUCACCAGCAUACUUUAACUGGUUUGAAAUGCGGAACUAAGUACAGUAUCAGGGUCACGGCCACUGAUGCAAUAGGCACUUCUGCACCAGCCCACAUCGACGUCACCACUUUAGGGGGAGCUCCUAUAUCUCCGUUGUCAAACGACUGGCUUUGGAGUAACGCUUCGCAUAUAUACAUUCAGCUGAGUGGAUGGGACGACGGCGGUUGUGACGUCACCAGAUGGGACGUCGAAUACCGACCUUUUGGCUCUAGCACGUGGCGUAGGACUGAGAAUAAAGCGUCCAUAGACAUGAAUCUCGAAUGGAGUUACAUGGAAGGGCACUAUCAAGCUCCACAGCUGCGAUCCAUUCCAUCUUCGUACGCGGUCGGUUCUCUCGUUCCCGCCAGCUGGUACGAGCUAAGAGUGACUGCGAUAAACGAUGCCGGAGCAGCCUCUGCUGUGUACACGUAUGCGACCAAGACCUUGGAUGGCGAGGAAGUGGGCCCUCCCUUGGAGUUCUUCGACCUGAACAUGCUAGUCAUCGUCUGCAGCUCGAUACUACUCGUCGUGUGUCUGCUGGCGUUUUUCUGUAUACUACUAAAGAGGCAUAGGCAGAACUACGCCUCCCAGUAUCGACACUCGAUUGCUGAGGAAGUCAAGUCCAGAAACGAGAGUGUCGCCUCGCAUUCCGAACACAAGGACAGAUACGCUCAGGCUCCAAGAAUCUAUACCUCGCCUGUGCAAAUCCGCAAGGGUAGCAAAAAUGAAAUGUUCGAGAUAAGUCCUUACGCCGAGUUUGCCUUGGGUUUCCGGACUUUUGACCACGUCGAGAACCAGGAUCUGCCAAGCAGGCUGCCCAGUAGACCAAGGUUUGAUACAGAAACGAGCUUUCAAAAUCGCUCCGAAUCCGACGACAGCGACAGCACUUCGAAAGCUACCGUCACCGCGAUACCGAGACGACAUUGUCGCACUCCACAUCAUAGGUAACAACGAGAAACGACCUCACGACGCUAUAUUGCUGAAUAACCUAUUUUAUCUCAAUCUUGACCGGACUCAUUGGCGCUGCAA
Messenger RNA from Bombyx mandarina (wild silkworm), 4272 nucleotides. Its product is annotated as cell adhesion molecule Dscam2. The record is from RefSeq and is a predicted model, not a curated record. Gene Ontology annotation, biological process: cell-cell adhesion. NCBI's taxonomy places the organism in Eukaryota, Metazoa, Arthropoda, Insecta, Lepidoptera, Bombycidae. Gene Ontology annotation, molecular function: protein binding.